Messenger RNA from Gadus morhua (Atlantic cod), 7533 nucleotides. It is a transcript of the gene erich3, whose product is annotated as glutamate-rich 3. Lineage: Eukaryota; Metazoa; Chordata; Actinopteri; Gadiformes; Gadidae. The transcript has 15 exons. The coding region runs from base 171 to 6479 and encodes 2102 amino acids. The record is from RefSeq and is a predicted model, not a curated record.
UUCCGCUUGACAGAAGUAAUGCAAGUGCUGCUUCUCUUAAACAACUGGUACACCUAACACCGCCUCCGGACCGCCACACGGCCGCUCUCCUCUCGGUGCAAGGGUCUCAUCUCCGUCUCUAGCCUCGAACCACCCGGAUUUAUUCAUUCAAGAGGAAACAGGCUCAAAUCAUGAGUCAUCUCAACCCCGGACUGAUAUCAGCCUACAAUAGUCUGACAGACAAGCAUCUCGCUGGAUAUUUCAGCAACACUCGGAUAAGGAGACACCUGCAAAGAGUUGGUCUGAUCACCAGGAGCGGGCGGAUCGUCCCGGACAAAGAGUACAGGAACAGGCUGAUGCAUAGAGUGCACCAGAAGCAUGUGAGAGAAUGCCUGGCCCAGGCCAUAUUCCACAAGGUCCUGGACAUGGAGCGCGUCCAUCAAAUAGACAUCAAACGGAGGCUGGAGGAGUUUGCUCGGAGAGAAAGAGUGCAUAAGAUGAAGGUGGAGCGCUCCAAGAGGUACGAGGAGGACCUGAUCCAGAUCCUGUCCCCCCGGCCCCCGACCGGCCCCAGGGGGGUCCGCACACAGCACUCUGUGCCAGAGGGAGAGCCCUCAGAGUCCAGCGAUUCUCCGGGCUCCUCUCGUCCGCACACGGCCCCGGAGACCGUGCUGCGGCCGGCCCGCCUGCAGCCCAUCACCUGCAGCGGCACCGCCGCCUCGCUGCGGCGCCGGCCCCCCCGCAGGCACCGCGUCUCCGCCGACCACCGCCAGCAGCAGCCGCUGGACGGCACCAACCCGGACGACAGGAACCCACUGAAGCGCGGCAUCACCGCAGAGCUCUGCCAGGGCGUCUCCCCCUACUGCCUCCCGGUCAUCAACAACUUUGUGACCCCCGUGCCCCCCACCACCAAGAGGAGAGACCGGGGGACGAGGGUCACCUCCAACGGAACCGUUAGGGGGCGUCGACUACGCUCCAGCACCACCACCGACGCCAAUGAGGAGCCGCCGAUGCUGCGCGGCUCGGUGCACCAGAGCAGAGUGGGCGUGAACAUGGUGUACUGCGGCAAGACGGUGCACCUGUCCCGGGACCUGGUGGACCUGAGGGACGAGGUCAAGGUCUUCCAGCAGCACUGCGGGGGGGAGAACCUCUGUGUGUACAAGGGCCGGCUCCAAGAGGGGGAAGCGUUCCAGUUCGUGUCUCGCCGGCACCGGGGCUUCCCCUUCAGCCUCACCUUCUUCCUGAACGGCCUGCAGGUUGAGCGCAUCAGCUCCUGCUGUGAGUUCAAACACCGCAGGGGCUCGCGGCUGACCGGCCGCCGAAAGCACUUCGGCUUCACCGGAGUGGAGGGAGCGUCUCCCUGUUACAAGUGUAUCAUAGCGAUGGGCUUGGACAAGAAGCCCACCCCUCCUCCGAAGAGGGUGACGGACGGUACGGAGACAGAGACGACCAGCAGUCCCAGUGACGCCCACAAGGAGACCGCCGAGGAGAAGGAGAGGGAGGAGGUGGAGGAGGACGAGGAGGAGAGGACUGCCUCCACGGCGGACCCACGGACACCUCAGCCUCAAGACAUGGAGACGGACAUCAAGGAAGAGAUCAUACAUGAGGACAAGCCCAGAGACGAUUAUGAGGAGGAUUUCGAAGCAGAUGACGAGGCAGACGAGAACUCCAAGGCGAAACAGAGCAAAGCUCCGUCUCACUCCAGUGACAAAGAACAGCAGAGGAAGGACAAGUAUGCCUCAGACAGUGAAGACGAUGAUGGAGAUGAGGGCAGUCGGUCCCGCUCAGCCUCCAGGUCCUCCAGCAGUGAGCGACCGAGCGAGGACGAAGACCCCAAAGGGGACCACCGGCACGCAGCCGAGUCUGAAGACCCCCGAGGAGACGCUGACCCUCCGGAGCCCCGCCGAGAGGAACCCCCCGCCGAACCCGCGGCCGGAGACCCCCCGACCGAAGCGGAUACCCCCGACACCGAGAUCCCUGCACCAUCAUCGUCCCCGCCAUCACCACCAUCACCCCCACCCGAUCCACCGGCAGCCCCCGCUGCGGCCGAGGAAGCGGAGGACCACGGCGGUAACGGGAGGGACACGGGGGAGACGGCGCCGGAGGAGUCAGAGACCAGCGUCCCCCCCGGGAGCGAGGGUAAGGGACACGAGGACACCCCCACCCCCGCUUCGGCGGCAGACGACGGGGAAGGGGAAGGGGUGCCCGCGGAGCCGGAGAGAGGUGAGCAUGCUGUGCAGAACGUCGUUGGAAUGAUUGUGUUGCACAUGCAGUGUUCUUAUCUCUCCCGGGUAACUCCAGCCAAGUCUGUCCAGGAGAAGCUAGCAGAGGCCAUUUUAACGGAGGGCCAGUGCCACUCUGAACCAGAACUCAGUGACACCACCACAGAAGAAGACGAGGAGUUUACUGGUAGAGACAACCAGCAAAACAAUAAAGACGCUACUCCUAUUCAUUGCGAGACCUCAGAGACGCAAGAACCGACCCAGCCAGAGGAGAACAAAUGUGAGGCCAGCCUCGUCGACGCCGCAGAAGUUGAAGAGGAGACAGUCGAGCAGCAGGACGACCAGGAAGAACUCAAAGCAAAGCAAACCAACGAAGAAGCCGGCGAGGAGAAAGACGAAGAACUGCAAGCAGAAGAAGAGACGCCUGCAUUGGAAGCAGAUCCCGUAGAGGAAACGAUAGAGACAGAGAAGGAGGACUCAGAGGAGAAGGACGACAUGGAGGCAUCUCCACCCCAGGAGCCUGAGGAGACGGUGGAGGAGGAGAACCAGGAAGCGACGCCUCAAGCGGAUGAACCGGCGAAACCCGGGGACAAGGCUGCGGAGGAGGAGGUGGUGGAAGUGGAGGAGGAGGUGAAGGAGGUGGAGGAUGCGGUGGAGGAGUCGAAGGAGGAGGUGGAGGAUGCGGUGGAGGAGUCGAAGGAGUAUGUGGAGGAGGUGAAGGAGGUGGUGGAGGAUGUUAAGGAGGAGGUGGAGGAGGUUAAAAAGGAAGAAGGCAUGGAGGCCGACAGUCAACCAGAGGCCAAAAACAAUGAAGCCAAUGAGGACUUGGCCGCAUUAGAACCCGAGGAAAAGAAAGAUGUUGAAACCGCUCUGCAACAAGACGCGGAGGAGCCGUCAGCUGCAGCUACAAGUGAAACGGUGGACGAGAACCCCCAGCUCUCAGACGAGGAGCCGUCGACUGCGGCUACAAGUCAAACGGUGGACGAGAACCCCCAGCCCUCGGAGGAGCCGGCUACAAGUCAAACGGCGGACACCAACACCCCGCCAUCGGAGGAGCCGGCUACAAGUCAAACGGCGGACAACAACACCCAGCUCUCAGAGGAAGAGUCGGCUACAAGUCAAGCGGUGGACACCAACACCCAGCCCUCGGAGGAGCCGUUGACUGCGGCUACAAGUGAAACAGUGGACACCAACACCCAGCCCUCGACUGUGGCUACAAGUCAAACGGCGGGCACCAACACCCAGCCCUUGGAUGAGCUGUUGACUGUGGCUACAAGUGAAACAGUGGACACCAACACCCAGCCCUCGACUGUGGCUACAAGUCAAACGGCGGACACCAACACCCCGCCCUCGGACGAUCCGGCUGACAUCGGCGGUGGAGAGACAGCUGUGACUGGCAGGGGAAAACUGGGGGCAGGUGAGGCCACUGUGAAGACGGCAGGGACCCGAGUCCCGGCAGAGAGUUCAAGUAGCUCAUCAGAGCUGAGUGGAGCCGCCGCGGUGCUUCAAGCCGAACAGACAGCAGCAGCAGUGGAAACAAGUGGGACUAAAAUAGACCAUGACGAGCCUGUGGAGGAUUUACAUGAAGAGAGCGCUUCACAUGAGGAGAUGGAGAGCUUAAGAGGCAGAAUGACACAUGAUACAGGAGGGGAGGGCGGAAGUCUGACGUCUGUACCGCAGAACAAUGUUGAAAAGGACGAUGUAGAAAAGCAGGAGGAAGGCAAGGAUAAUAAUGUAGAAAAGAGUGAGGCAGGGCAGGUUGAAGAGGGGAGUGAUUUGGAGGCCAAAGAACAUACCGGAAACGACAGGGAGGAGGAGGAAGAAUGUAAAACAGUGGAGGAAUCAAUUCAGAAAGUUGAAGCCAUGGAAGCAACAGAAAGGACCAAAGAUGGCAUAAAGGCUGAAGCAAAGGAAACAUUAGAAGUAACAUAUGACAAAGCUAGUGAAGUUGCAGAUGAAGAGAAUGUGCAAAGAGAGGAAAAGCCAGAGAAAGACAUUGAGGAAACAGGAGAUGAAAACAGUUCAAAUAAAGUUGAUGUAGAGGGAUCCGAAAUACAGGUGGCUGAAAUAGAAAACAGUGUAGAUACCAAAGAAAGUUCUCAGUCUACUGUAGACCAAGCUGUAAAACAGGCAGAACAAGUAGAAGAGAAUGACCCCCAGAAACAAGCCUCUGAGACUGCUGUUAAACUGUCCGAAACAACUGUGGAUCAAGAACCAGUGACAGAGGCUGAAAAGACAUCAGAUGAAAGCAAUGUUGAAACAGAAAAUGUUGGGGACGCUCUCGAAGCAGACAAGGCCAUAGGGAUUCAACCCGAGGACGAAGCUAAAGAACUCAAAGGCAACAUGCCCGGGUCCGAUGGUGAUAAUGACGAUAAAGACGUUGCAGAAAAUUCAGGAGCAGCAGGACAGGGGACAUCUGCUGAAACAAAGGAGAACAUUGAAGACCAGGGCAAUCAAGCCAAACGCGUUGUGGUAGGAGAGAAGAUAGAUCCUAAGCAUUCAGAAGAACCAAAUGAAGAGAAGAAGAAGGAGGAGGAUCGCAUUAAUGACCAUGAGGAAAAAGACAAUCAAAGUUUACCGGAAAAUGUUGAUCAGGGACCUAGAGUUGAUCAAGUUCCAAAAGUGGAGGAAGAACAGCUGCAGGGUGGUUCUAAAGUCAUAGAAUCUGCUGAAUCCAAGGAAGCCAAGGAGCCUCCUGACAAAAAAGACACAGGUAUUGACGAUGAAAGCCCAGAUGAAAAUCAGGGCAAAGGUUCAGAAAUGAACACAAAAAAGGAUGACCAGAAUCACGGCGUAAAAGUUGAUUCCCUUGACGGACCUACAGUAGUGGAUACAGCAGACAACGUAGACGAUGAAAAGGUAGAAUCCAUCAUAGAGUCUAUUCUGAAUACCGACGACAACCACACAGACACCGAUCAUAACUCUGUUGUCGCUGUUGAGCCCAGUGCUGUGAGUGGAGAACACAGUGCAGACACAGAAGAAGGAAGCAAACCUUCGGAGGAAGCCGAAAGUGUGGUGUUCAAACCAGAAGCAGACCCAGCCCAGCCUGCUGUCCGUCAGGCAGCACAGAGCAGAGAGUGGGGCAAGGACGAUCCUGGCCUUCUAGAGGUCAAUGAAACUAAUGAGAAAGAAUCUGUGACUGCAGAUGUCUUGGAGAGUAAAGACAACAGGGACAAUCUUGUCACAGACUGGGUGACGUUACAUCAAACUUCAAAGUACUUUGAGACAUUUGUUGAAUCUCUAGAUGACAUGAAAGAGUUGCCAUCGAAUGCCAGUGCCGGUGCGUCUGACUAUGGGCUAUUGCAAUCUGCAAGCCCGCCUCAAAACAUGACCAGGUCUGAGAAGAAUGAGGAAAAUAUUGAGAAGCACGAAAAGGAGAGAGAACCCUUGUUAAAAAAUAGCAAUAACUCUCCCGACAAUACCAAAGUUGAACUUGCACGGUCGGACCUGAGAAGCAAUCCUUCCGAAGGCCUGGUGGAGAGAGAACCUGCUGAAGUUGAACAGAAGUUGAAGGAGCUAACUGAAGUGAAAACCGUAGUACCCACUUCAGAGGCAGACCAGAGUACCGAAGGGUCAAACCGGACAGACAUCAAGGGAGAGAACACUUUAGGGAAGCACAAAAACGACACUGGCUCAUCGGGAGGAGACAGAGAUAAAGAUGCCUCUACCAAGGGGAACAUUGCACACUGUGACAGUUCCAAAAUGGAGACGGAAGACAUUGGAGAAAACAAUAACGUAGAGUCUGUCCAACCUGAGAGCACCACCGAGCCUGACUCUGAGCUCCCAACAGAGAAGGAAGAAGUGAAAGAUGAACCUGAGGUAGAGGAAAACCAAACAACGGUAGAGGAGAUAAAAGAUGUACCUCAGCCUGACGACACUGAAGAUGAGGCCCUUCAGGCUCCAGGAGGGCUGUCGGAACCGAAAGCCUCCCAGCCAGAGGCACAACUUGACGACACCAAAGAAACAAUGGAAAGCAAAGAGGCAGACAACACGGAAGUCACAUCCGUAACCGAUCUUAUAGCUGUAACCAAUCUCACAUCUUCCUCGACGUCCGAUAACGGUGUCGACGAGGGCGGUCAAAAUAAACCUCAGGUCCAGUCAAAACCGUUGGAUAGGAGCGGUAGUUUGAGCAGCGAGAACAAAGAGGUUCAGUUGAUUGAGGAUUUCAAACCCACUGUAAGUAAGGACCAGCUGAGCGCCUAUAGAGUGGAAGAGACCUCCCUGUUUGGUCGCAGUUCAUAUCCCCAGUUUACAACACAGACAGGAAGUGGCUAUUGACACCGCACUCGACACAGCAUGUAUAGCACUUUUAAAAAUUAGAUUUAAAGAUAUUCAUUCUUUUGCACAGCGUUUAAGGCAAUCUGAUGGUAAUGAGGAAACUACCAAAACAAUCCUAAGGACCCCAAUAUAGCAGAUAUUUUUGUACUGACAUUUAUUUGGUUGAAUGACCAAGAAUAUAAUAUUUAUUAAGGACUAAGGAAGCCCUGAAAGGACACUUGUUAUGUUUGUUUAUAAUUAAAACUCAAACGGUUUUAAUCCAUCAGUAGGCGACAAAAGAAGCUUGAUAAUGAGGUGUGAUUGUUGAACAGCUCAUCUCUUCUCUUAUUGUCCUGAACAAACAAUAUGGCAAAGCUUGUGAGUGGUAUCCGAUAGUCCCCCCCCACCCCUCACACACACACACACACACACACACACACACACACACACACACACACACACACACACACACACACACACACACACACACACACACACACACACACACACACACACACACACACACACACACACACGCUAUCCCCUGUAAAGAGAUACUUGUCCUACUCAGGCCCCACAAAUCAUUGAAUAAUUUAUCAUUGUUACGACUCCCGGAGUUUGCUUUGGACCGAACACACUUUCAACAUCUCCGUUGGCUGCUAGAAGCACUAUUUCACAGUGUGUCUGGCUGUAUCGUAUUGCAUCUCUUAUGCACAAAGUUUAGCCACAAAGCCUUUGCGUUGAGUCAAUUGAUAUUUAAAUCAAUUCUUUGGUUAACUAUAAUGAUAUCCUGAUAAGAUAUGUAAUUCAUCCAAGAAAUAGAGCUAGUUGGGAGAGUCACUAACAUUGCAAAUUAAAAAGGCACACUAGUAUUACACAUGCAUAAUUACUGUAGCUAUGUAACAUAUGACAUGUUUUACAUUAGGCACUGAUUUGUGUCGUAACUGCCGCUUAAACUACCUCUUUCUCUGUUUGUUUCCAGUUAUAUCAAUGAUUUUCUAUUGGUGUGAUUAUUGUGAACAAUGUAAGUCAAAAAUGUAAUCUCUGGCAGAGUCAAUUGCAAAUGCUUGUGUGA